AUGCGUUCCAACUCAGGAGUUGAAUUUGAGAGCCAACCAGACGGCACUGGGUUCAAGGAUGAUGGAGAACGAAAGAAAGAGACCAAUAUUGAAAAAGCCGAGAGCGUCAUUGAAGGCGUCACAGAGGAGCAGGAUCAGUUCAAACCGCUUCCUGGAGUGAAGUCCUACGAUGGAAGAAGAAUCUUGACGGUGCGUGCCGUCGCCACAGGCAUAUUUUUGGGCUCAGUUAUCAACUGCUCAAAUCUUUAUCUUGGUCUGAUGACCGGAUUUGGCGCUGAUGCCACUUUAUUUGCGUCCAUUUUCGGCUACGCUAUUUGCAAAGCUCUGGAAAAGUCAAAGAUUCCCUUCUUGAGCGGUGAUUUCGGGCCUCAUGAGAACAAUAUCAUUCAAGCCGCCGCCCUGGGAUGCAUCGGCAUCGGCUUCAUGUUCAUGAGCGGUGUCCCUGCCAUGUACCAACUACAUCUCCUGGGACCGACCCCGCAGUCGGACUUUGGAAGAAUGAUUUGGUUCGCCCUUGUUGCAGGAUUCUGGGGACUUGGUUUUACCGUGCCGCUGCGCAACUUAUUCAUCCUCCGCCUCGCACGUCAACUCAGCUUGUACUUCCCGCUUGGAACGGCGUCUGCGAUCACGAUUCAGACGCUGCAUUCGAUCGAAGGCAGCACAGGACAGGCACGGCAACACGUCAAGGCCAUCAGCAUGUCCUUCGUCUUCUCGCUGAUUUGGUCUGUGGCUACUUCAUAUGCGCCUGGUAUUCUUUACACCUGGAAUCCCUUGUGGUGGAUUUUUAAAUGGGGAGGACGGUCUGUGAUUUCUGCCAUCAGUUGGGGCUGGUUCUCAUGGUCGUGGUCUCCCUCCAUGAUAGGGAUAGGCGCCCUCAUUGACUUGAACGCGGCACUAUCAUAUUUACUGGGAACGGUACUCGCCUGGGGAGUGGUGGGCCCGAUCAUUGUACACAAAGGCGCUGCCGUUGGCAUACCCUAUGCACCUGACUAUCCCGAGCUUCUCACGUACAACGCUUUCAUUCCGACUCAGUUCAGCACAACGCCCUCCCCACGUUACUGGAUGCUUUGGCCCGCGACAUUCAUGAUGCUUGGUGUCUCUCUCACGACAAUUCUCCUCGAGGCAAAGAACUUUGCACGGAUGGCGAAGUACGGUAUCUUGAAUGUCCAAGCCAAGUUCACUCGGCGAAGAGACGCAAGUGCAGAUUCAGUGAUGGUUCUGAAGAAAGGGGAAAUCGCCGGCGAGAUCCCAGAUCCUGUCGCUCCCGCAUAUCAAGUGCGAUGGUGGGAGUGGUCAUCAGUGACACUUGUCUCCGUCAUCGUUGCCCUUGUGGCUCUCAAAUACGUCUUCGGUAUACCGCCAGCACUGAACUUACUCAAUCUUGCUCUCGGCUUCAUGUGGUCUUUUGUCGUCAUUCAGGUUUAUGGCGCCUCGGGAACAACACCCAUCACAACCGUCGCGAAGGGCUCUCAAUUCAUUACAGGUGGCAUUCUCCGCCACGAGAUCCACCAACAAGGCUAUGAAUCAGUAGCUCGGAUCAACCUCGCAGGAUGUGUCAUAAGCUCGGCGGCUGCUCAACAGGCAGGUGAGUUAUGCCAAGACUUCCGCACUGGCUUCUUGCUCGGCACUCCGGCACGACCCCAAUGGCACGCGCAGAUGAUUGGCACUUUCGUCGCUGUGUUCCUGUCGCCAGCGAUAUUCCUCUUAUUUGCAAAGGCAUUCCCAUGCAUUCUCGAUGCCGAGGCAACGACCUGCCAGUUCACUCUUCCAGCGGUUACAUCCUGGCGCGUCGUCACUCAGGCAAUCUUCAUGGACACAUUUCCCAUAUCUCAGUCCAGCUGGAUCUUUUCUAUAUUGAUGACGCUCCUUGGAAUGGGGAGUGUUGCCCUCAAGAGAUACCUCGUCGGUCACAAACGCCUCAGCUCUUAUCAAGUUUGGGUUCCGAACAUGUCGCUCGUGGGCCUGGCGAUGACUAUCCCAGGGUCUUCAGUGACUUUGACGGUUACUAUCGGAGCUGUUACCGCGCAUCUGUGGAAGCUAUACUCCCCAAGAACGCAUGAAAGAUUUCUUUAUGCUGUUGCGGCAGGUGGAGUGGCUGGUGAGGGUGUCGGGUAUGUUGUGCAGAGCAUUCUCCAGAUUGCUGGAGUGGCGGGAGUGGGAACAACGUUAGGAUGCGUGGCUGAGAUUUGCUGA
Molecule: messenger RNA, 2193 nt
Organism: Colletotrichum siamense
Lineage: Eukaryota; Fungi; Ascomycota; Sordariomycetes; Glomerellales; Glomerellaceae
Gene: YSL7
Product: putative metal-nicotianamine transporter YSL7
Exons: 3
Coding region: 1-2193 (730 amino acids)
Cellular component (GO): fungal-type vacuole membrane
Molecular function (GO): oligopeptide transmembrane transporter activity
Source: RefSeq, a predicted model, not a curated record